This is a messenger RNA of Caretta caretta (loggerhead turtle), 1998 nucleotides long. RefSeq names its product coiled-coil domain containing 83 (gene CCDC83). The record is from RefSeq and is a predicted model, not a curated record. Lineage: Eukaryota; Metazoa; Chordata; Testudines; Cheloniidae.
AAAGGCCGGGGAGCGGGUGGGGGCUGAGGUUGCCCCAGUGACCGGGGGAAGUUUGGGCUGAGGAGCCCGAGCGAGGCCGGCCGCGGAGCCCGGGAAGUGGGGGCGCCCCAGCCGGCCAGGCCCGGGUAUGUUCUAAAUUCCAGAACACAUGUGGCAUAAAACAUGGGAAAGAAGAAGAAAAAAGGGAAUCAGGUUGGGCAGUUUAAAGAAGCUAGAUCAUCUUUCCCAGAAGCCUUGCUCGCUUUUCAAAUUCAGAUAAAAGAAGAGGCAAUUAAUCAGCUUCUGUUUGAACUAAAGCAACUAAAAGAAAAGAACAAAAAAUAUCAUGAAAGAAAUGACUAUCUGAAGGAAGAACAGCUGGGACACAUCCGCAGUCUGCUAAGCAACUUGAAAACACAGGGCAAAGAACUAGAGCAAAAGGAGGUUGUAACCAGGGAUGAUGUAGAGGCAGCAAUGAGGGAGAAAUGGCAAUAUUUUAGGGACCAAGAAAUACUUCUGAAAGAGCUACGCUCCAAGAUAAAUGAAGUUGAGCAUAAACUAGUGGUAAAACAGGCUGAGAAGGAUUACUGGUUAGAGUACAGAAAUGUGGGGAGUGGAGAACAUGCCAAACAGAUCAAGCUCCUAGAAAAUGAUAUCCACGGACUCAAAGAUGACGUUGAGCAAAUGACAGAAUAUUAUAGACAUACUCUGGAAAUGACAAAAGAAAAAAUGGACAGAUUGGUUGAGAAACAAAUGGACGAAAAGAAGGAAUGGGCUACUGAGAAUGCCGUAAAGCACAUUGACAAAACCAGUCACAGGGAGAUUGAAGAAAACGAAUGGCUGAAAGAAGAGGUUGAAAUAUACCGAAAGGAAGUAAGUGACUUGGAAGCAUCUGCUCAGCUACUAGAAGAAGAAAAUAUAUAUAUGAUAAGGAGCCUGUUUAACUGCAGACUUCAGAAUCUUAAAAUAUCAGGGCAUUUAUUUCUUACCCAGGGAGCUGGCCUGCAAGUUCAAGGAGAGGAAUUGCUUAGUGAGGACUUGGAAGGACUACAGUGUAGAGAUUAUGGAGCAAAGACAGAUGCUGGAGAUGAAAGCCCCAAGAGCACAGCACCCCUAGCCAUAGAGAACAAAGUGUUUUCAGACACUCAGUCUGAGACAGAGGCCGAGAAGCAGGAAGACAGCUAUGAGGAUCUGUGGGGAGAGCCAAUGGCUCCUGCUCUCAACUACCUAUUGUUUGAAGAUGAAAAAGAUACCCAGGAAUACUCAAAACUGGGUCCCCUGGGGACGAAACUGAUGAGUGUAGUGGGAAGAGCCAUGCCUAUUCAUGAAGAAGUGAGAGAAAUGUCAAGCAAAUGCCAGUUUGAAGACAGUUUUGAUACCUAUAAAUCAGAGGGCCACAUCACAUACCGCAUGAUCAAAUCUGUAUUUACUUAGGAACAAAAGAUCCUGGUUGCUUAAAAAUAGACUAAUUUAUGUUGCUCAUUUAGAAAUGUAAUUUGCAGUUCAUUAAAUCUUUGAUCUGUUUUCCAGGUAAUCUGUGACACAAUGCUUUAUGGAAGCUCUUUUCUUAAGUACCUAAAGCAUUAGAUUUAAAUAUUAGAUAAUUUAAAUAGCUGGAUGCAUUAACAGGAAUAUCUCUAGAUGGCUCAUAUAAAGGUUUCUUUCUCUAGUACUACAGACUGAGGGCAUGAACCUGCACAUUCCUUUUGCAGUGCAAACUCCCACUAAUGUGGAUGGGGUGUAGCUAAUGCAGGAUCAGGGUCAAUAUUUUACUUCUAUGGUCCAUACUUGCAGUCUCCCACAUGCAGAUUUCUAGUUUGAUUAGACAUUACAAACCAAUAAACGAAGGCUGACAUAAAAUGUGGAAACUGCUAAGUAUUUACUUGGUUUAAGCAAUGUACAGUAUGUUGAGAAUAAUCCAAACUAUUGCCAAAAUAUUUGCUUGAAUGAUUUUCUUUUCACCUCUGUAAAUCAAAAGAUCAGACACAUUUUAAUAAAUGGCAUGAAAUUAAACUGCAA